Messenger RNA from Cryptomeria japonica (Japanese cedar), 2046 nucleotides. RefSeq names its product putative disease resistance protein At5g05400. The transcript has a single exon. NCBI's taxonomy places the organism in Eukaryota, Viridiplantae, Streptophyta, Pinopsida, Cupressales, Cupressaceae. Bases 1 to 2046 code for a protein of 681 amino acids. Gene Ontology annotation, molecular function: protein binding; ADP binding. The record is from RefSeq and is a predicted model, not a curated record.
AUGGACGUCUUUAACGUUAAGAACCUAAGGAGUUUACGUAGCAAUGCCGUACGCCUCCGCCAGGAGAUAGAUUAUGUGAAAGCCAUGGGAGAUUAUAUUAAGACUCAGUUAAGUGGGCAAGGUCGACAGCCUAAGGGAGUCGUGAGGAAUUGGCUCAACACACAAGAGCGAAUCGUCAAAUCUGCUGAAGAGGUGUUUCAACAGUACGAAAAGAGCAAGGACCGUCGCUUGUGUGGAUGCUGCCCUCACUGUUUGCUUAUCCCAGAAUCCAGUCGAGAAGUCCUUAAUUCUCGAGGGGAGAUAGAUAAGCUUCUGAAGACAAAAGAUUCACAUUUCCCCAAGAAUGGAGAGCUCGGGGAGCCUCUAUGGAUGCUGGUACAGCCCAUGGAGAACGAGCUCGUUGGCAAAUUUGUUCACGAGAAGCUGGAGGAGCUGGAGACGUGGCUGCUGAAAGAUGAUUCUGUUCGUGUUGUUGGAGUCUAUGGAAUGCCCGGCGUGGGAAAAACGUUCAUGCUCAAACACAUCAACAAUAACGAAAAAGUAGUCAAUUUCUUUAAGCUUGUAAUUUGGGUUACUGUGUCCAGAGACUCCGAUAUAUCUGAUCUCCAGAGGCGCAUUUGUGAGAGAAUUGAAUUGCCUUGGCGAUCCAAUUCGAGCAUUGACGAAGCCGAAGGGUUCUUGCAUUCGGUUUUCAAGGAGAAGCCACUGCUGCUCAUUUUGGACGAUGUGUGGAAAAGAAUAGAUGUUUCCACAUUGGGAAUUUCUCCUCUUGGUAAUAAAAUAAAAAUUGUACUGGCUUCUAGAGAUAAAGAGAUGUGCAGGAGCAUGAAAGCAGACAAGAUGAUUGCAAUGAAGCAACUGUCGGAGGAAGAUGGUUGGGAGCUUUUCUGCAGAGGAGCUUUCCCAGCCGGCGAGGAUCAGAAUAUGGAUAGCGAGAUUGAGCCCUUGGCCAGAAGCAUUGCAAGGGAAUGUAAAGGACAUCCCCUAGCCAUUAAGACGCUUGCUCGGGCAGUGCCGGAUCUUCAGAACAGUACGCCGUCCGAAUGGGUAUAUGUUCUCAAGCAGCUAAAGGCGAUCGAUCCAGAGUUUUAUCGUAUUCAUCGAGAGAUUGUGGAGGAAUUAUUCAAGCGGCUGAAGCAGAGCUACGAUGCUCUGGAAUCGGAUGAGCUCAGGCUUUGUUUCCUGUACUUGGCCGCCUAUAGAGAAGACGAGGAAAUCGACGCGGAUGAAUUGAUACAAUUGUGGCUGGCUGAGGGCCUGGUGAAAAGCAGAGAAGUGGGGCGCCACGGUUUUCUCGGGACCUUGGCGAACCAAUGUUUGGUUGAGAUUGAGGUUACAGAGGCAAAAGGGCAUCAAAUAUGGAAAGUGAAAAUCCACGAUGUGCUCAGAGAUAUGGCGGUACACGUCGCUGAGGUCGACAAAAAUAUCCUGUUCCGUGCAGGGCAGAGUUUAACAGAGUUUCCAAAGUCUGCAAGCGCAACAUCGGUAAGGAUAUCACUGAUGCAUAACCGCAUCAGAAUUCUUCCUGAAAGUGUUGAUUGCGAGAAGUUAGUGACUCUGUUGUUGAGCUGGAACACAGUUGAGGAGGUCCCAGAGAGCUUUCUGGAGAAGCUGAAUAUGUUGAAGGUGCUUGAUCUCAGCAACACGCCCAUCAAAUUCUUCCCAAAUUCCAUCCACCAACUGAAGCAUCUCCUCUAUCUGCAGCUUUCAAAUACCCAGAUUAAGGUAAUCCCUCAUCAAACAUUUGAGCUGAGUAGACUGCAGUUUAUAGAUCUUCCUUUUUCCUCUCUGAAGAAUAUUCCUUUCAUGAUAAAAAAGCUGAAAAGUCUCCAAACUCUUAAGUUAGCCCACUGUUAUGAUUUGGACUUCGUUUCACGCGACAUAUCACACCUUACUAGUUUGGAAGAGCUUGACUUGGAAGUCGACAAUGUUUGGAAAUUCACGGGAUGUAAGAGGAGGAGGAGAAUCAAGGGAGGCCUCAUUGCAAGACGUAUGCAAACUCCAUCGCCUCAAGCAUCUGCGUCUAAUCCUAAAAUCCCAAAUUGA